Mycena citricolor is the source of this 328-nucleotide messenger RNA. The record is from the annotation of a GenBank genome assembly. Lineage: Eukaryota; Fungi; Basidiomycota; Agaricomycetes; Agaricales; Mycenaceae.
CUCGAUACACUCCACACAAUGCAGCUGUCCCACCACCACACCCUGCUCAUGAUCGCGGUUCUCUGCUCGCUCAGUGCGUUGGACAUCGCUGCUUUGGUUGAAGAGCUGUUGGCUGACAGGCUCUCUCAAGCAUCCCGAGUGUUCGGUGCACCGAUUGAGACGGCUAUAUCGACCGCCCAUGUCGAUCCUGUCCCUACGGCGAGUGCGGGAGAAGUUCGGAGUGUUACCCUGGACGGAUGUCGUUUGUACUACUGCAUCUAAUGAGCUCUCUGAAGCGAGGGGUUGUUUACUUUGUCUGCCCUCUGAAUGAAACGCUUUUCGUGUGUCC